UAGGGAGAGGUCGUUUCUCUAUAACAUCCAAUUGGUGUGUACCAAACUUAUCAUCUCAAUAUUUGCAUUGCAGUAAACCUACUAAGACACCAUGGGAUAUUUAUGGUCUCUUGUUUUUCCAACACUUUUUCUUUUUCUUUUUUCACUGCUCUUCUCAUCGUCCACUAUCGUAAAGGCUCACCAAUGUCAUGGAACUGAAAGCAAUGCUUUAUUGCAGUUUAAGGAAAGCUUUGUGAUUAGUAAGUUUGCUUCUUAUAAUCAUUUCAGCUAUCCCAAAACUGUUUCUUGGAUGCCAAGCAUAGAUUGCUGCUCUUGGGAUGGUAUUGAAUGCGACGAGGUCACCGGUCAUGUGAUUGGCAUUGAUCUGAGUAGCAGCCAGCUGUAUGGAUCAAUAGAUGCUAAUAGCAGUCUGUUUUCUCUUGUACACCUUCAAAGCCUUGAUCUUUCUGACAAUGACUUUAACCACUCUCAAAUUCCAACCAUGAUAGGUAACUUUUCACAGUUAAGAUACCUCAAUGCUAGCAAAUCAGGAUUUUCAUCAUCUGUGCCUGAUGUACUCACAAACCUCACAUAUCUGCAAAGUCUUGAUCUUUCCCAUUGUGACCUGUAUGGUGAAUUUCCAGUUGGAAUAUUCCAUCUUCCAAACUUGACAACUUUGGUUUUGGCUGAAAACCGAAACCUUAAUGGUGUGAUUCCUGAUUUUCAAUCAAGGGCACUUGUUAACAAGUUGAUUAUCCCUGCAACAAAUUUUGGAGGUAGAAUACCAACAUCCAUUGGUAAUCUUACUUCUUUAAAAUGGUUGUCCAUUGCAGAAUGCAAUUUCCAAGGAUCUAUUCCUUCUUCCUUUGGCAACCUCAAUCAGCUGGUGCAUCUAGACCUUUUUUCCAGCGGGUUAACCACUGGCAACUUCCCAUUGUUUUUUGUGAAUUUCACCCAGCUAUCUUUCUUAGACUUAGAAAGAUGCAAUUUAACUGGUGAGAUACCAUCUUGGAUAAUGAACCUAACAUCUUUAAAUCACUUGCGUCUUCACAGAAAUAUGUUUCAUGGUGAAAUUCCAUACUCUCUUUUUAGAAUGGACAACCUUGAAUAUCUUUCUCUAGGCUUCAACAUGUUGCAAGGCGAAUUAGAGCUUGGAUUGUUUUUGAAGAUGAGGAGGCUUUCUAUCAUUGAUUUGUCUUACAACAAAUUAUCUUUGCUCAACGAAAAAGGUUCUUUCAAUGCUACCCUUCCCCCACUUGAGGUGUUAUUCUUGGACCAAUGCAAUUUAACUGGUCGAAUUCCAACUUGGAUAAUGAACCUAACUGGCUUGCAGUGGUUGGGUCUUCAAGAAAAUUACCUUCAAGGUGAAAUUCCUCAUUUGCUGUUUUCACUGGAGAAUCUUGAAACACUUUCUCUUAGUUAUAAUUCUUUUGAAGGAGAGCUUGAGAGUGACAUGUUUUUGAAGCUCAAAAAGCUUAUUUAUCUUUCUUUAUCCGACAACAAACUCACUUUGCUUCCGGGAAAAAGUUCUUCCAAUGGGACCCUUCCUCCAUUAGAAGUUGCAGGUUUGGAUUCAUGCAAUUUGGUUGAGUUCCCAUCCUUUUUGCAAGACUUAGAUCAGUUGGUAUCUCUGAGGUUAUCAAAUAAUGAUUUCAAGUCAGUAGUACCUAACUGGAUUUGGGAGAAAAAAAGUAUUGAAAGUUUGUCCAUUUUCAAUAGUUCACUGACAGGGGAAAUAUCUCCAUUGAUCUGUAAUAUAAAAUCACUUGUUCUUCUUGAUCUGGCCAAUAACAACUUAAGUGGCACCAUUCCCUCAUGUUUGGGAAGCUCUAGCCAAUCUCUUCAAAUCAUGAUGCUACCAGGAAACAAAUUGUUUGGUCACCUUCCUCAAACAUAUGUCAUGGGAAGUGCCCUUAAGAUGAUUGAUGUCGCUGACAACGAUUUGCAAGGCCAGCUGCCAAGAGAAUUGGUCAAUUGCAGAAUGCUUGAGUUUCUUGACGUGAGCUAUAACAAGAUCAACGACUCAUUUCCGUAUUGGUUGGGAUCACUUCCAGAGCUGAAAGUUAUUGCCUUACGUUUUAAUGAAUUUCAUGGAACUAUAAAUUGUCCAAGUAUAUGCACAUUUCCAAAGCUUCACAUUCUUGAUCUUUCCCACAAUAAGUUUUCUGGAAAUUUGACUCCAAAGAUGAUCAAGAAUUGGAAGUCCAUGACAACUUCCAACAUAAGUCAAUUACAAUAUGAGGAUUCGGCUAUCCAUAUUCCAGGAAAAUUUUGGUUUGCUUAUAUUUUCUAUUCAUUCACAAUGUCUAACAAAGGGGUUGUCACAGAUUAUGAGCAUAUUCAGAAAACAUUUUACUGCAUGGUAGCCAUUGAUAUUUCAAGUAACAGAAUUUCUGGAGAGAUUCCAUCUGUUUUGGGGGAUCUCAAGAGUCUUGUUUUGCUCAACAUGUCCAAUAACUUGUUUAUUGGUGACAUUCCAUCUUCCUUUAGAAAACUCUCAAAUCUUGAAGCACUUGAUCUUUCCCUCAAUAGUUUGUCAGGAAAAAUUCCUCAAGAAUUAGCAGAACUCACCUUUUUGGAGUUUUUCAAUGUGUCCUUCAACAAACUCUCAGGUCCUAUACCAGAAAACAAGCAAUUUUCCACAUUUGAAGGCAACUGCUUCGCGGGAAACCAAGGCCUGUGUGGGAUUCAGUUGAAGAAGAAAUGUGAAGAUGGUAGUUGGUCUUCCCCAACUGGACUUGAUAGUGAUCAUGACUCAGGAUCUAUCGUUGAAUUCGAUUGGAAAAUAAUUCUGAUUGGAUACGGAGGAGGAGUUGUUGCUGGACUGGCACUUGGAAAUGCUUUUGGUUCAGAUAUUCUUAUAUGGUUAAAAGGUAAGAAAUUACUUUGCUAGUUUGCUUUUCUUACCUCUUUUAAGUUAUGUAUCAGUGUGUUAUGUUGUGAGCAAUUGCUAUAUGCUCAUGUAAUAUGUGUAAGCCAUUAAAAGUGAUAGUAGUAAAAGGUUUGAAUAAUACCUUUGUUAAAAGGAAAAAAAAAGUUUGAAUAAUAAGAGAGGUCUUAUGUUAACCUCAUUGUUUAAAAGGUAAGAGAAGAGUCUUUUAUAGAGCAAUGAUAUGAGAAGCAGAUUCAAGUCUGCUCUUACAAAUAGAAUGCUGCAAGUUUGCAACAAUGUCACAUUGUUCCUCAACCUCAUUUAAGUAAGUGUGUUCAGACGUUUUUUACUUGUUUUUGAGGCUAAAAAAAGACAAAUCACAAUUAAUCUCUUGUGUCUGGAAACAUCAUGCCAAGGAAAAUGAGGAUUUGCAAAUUCCUGUUUAUAGCAUAGCGUGUUUUUACAAUGUGAAAAUGGAAUAAUACGUACAUUUGUCUAUAGCAUGAAUCUUAUGCUCAGAGAAGGAAAAAGAUCUAUACGUGAACAAAAUUGAGAAUGAACAGCAACUCUUUAUAAUUUUAAGGACAUCAGAGCUCAUCUUAACACAAUAUUUAAUUUGCUUUGCAUCUAAUCUCUC
Arachis ipaensis is the source of this 3488-nucleotide messenger RNA. RefSeq names its product receptor-like protein 6. The record is from RefSeq and is a predicted model, not a curated record. Lineage: Eukaryota; Viridiplantae; Streptophyta; Magnoliopsida; Fabales; Fabaceae. Gene Ontology annotation, molecular function: protein binding.